Molecule: messenger RNA, 3941 nt
Organism: Nothobranchius furzeri (turquoise killifish)
Lineage: Eukaryota; Metazoa; Chordata; Actinopteri; Cyprinodontiformes; Nothobranchiidae
Gene: klhl20
Product: kelch-like family member 20
Molecular function (GO): protein binding
Source: RefSeq, a predicted model, not a curated record
GCACUUGGCAUGCGCACAUUAGUGCUGAAGAAGAAAAUCUUCAGUGUUAACCCAGCGAGUGGAGUUUGUAAACACUAGCAAGCCGGGCCACUUCUCCUAGUCAUUGGGAUGGGAAUAUAAGACUAAGCUGAAAACGUUAACCCAAAUUUAGUUCUUCAGUGCAAGGACACAAAGCCAAUGCGCAGGACAGGCCUCUAGUCGGUGCAAACCCAGUGACUUGCACUUCCGAUGCCAAGCUCAGUGGCUGAGAGAUCAGUGCCAAGUCUCACUCUCCUCUCCCUUUACAAUGUGCUGCAGAUAUCUGACCACCAGCGCACGUCAGGACGCCACUGGAAUGGACAUCACCAGCCGCUGUACUUUGGGGGACCCCAACAAGCUCCCUGAAGGGGUCCCCCAGCCAGCACGCAUGCCUUACGUUUCCGACAAACACCCCCGGCAGACCCUUGAAGUGAUCAACCUGCUGAGAAAACACCGGGAGCUUUGCGAUGUGGUGCUGGUGGUGGGCGCCAAGAAGAUUUAUGCUCAUCGUGUGAUCCUGUCCGCCUGCAGCCCCUACUUCAGGGCGAUGUUUACCGGAGAGCUGGCAGAGAGCAGGCAGACCGAAGUGGUUAUCCGUGACAUUGAUGAGAGAGCCAUGGAGCUGCUCAUUGACUUUGCCUACACGUCACAGGUGACUGUAGAGGAGGGGAACGUCCAGACGCUGCUCCCAGCAGCUUGUCUUCUCCAGCUGGCGGAGAUCCAAGAGGCGUGCUGCGAGUUCCUCAAGAGGCAGCUGGAUCCAUCCAACUGUCUGGGCAUCAGGGCGUUUGCUGACACACACUCCUGCCGGGAACUGCUCCGAAUCGCUGACAAGUUCACGCAGCACAAUUUUCAGGAGGUGAUGGAGAGUGAGGAGUUCAUGCUGCUCCCUGCCAACCAGCUGAUCGACAUCAUCUCCAGCGAUGAGCUGAACGUGCGGAGCGAGGAGCAGGUCUUUAACGCUGUGAUGGCCUGGGUGAAAUACGGCAUCCAGGAACGCAGACCCCAGCUGCCGCAGGUCCUGCAGCAUGUUCGCUUACCUCUUCUCAGUCCAAAGUUCCUAGUGGGAACUGUGGGUUCAGACCCUCUCAUUAAAAGUGACGAGGAGUGCAGAGAUCUUGUUGACGAGGCGAAGAAUUACCUGCUGCUGCCACAAGAGAGGCCGCUGAUGCAAGGCCCCAGAACCCGGCCAAGGAAACCCAUCAGAUGCGGAGAGGUUCUCUUUGCAGUUGGUGGUUGGUGCAGCGGAGACGCCAUUUCCAGCGUGGAGCGCUACGAUCCACAGACCAACGAGUGGCGCAUGGUAGCAUCAAUGAGUAAACGACGGUGUGGAGUUGGUGUCAGUGUGCUGGACGACUUGCUGUACGCAGUGGGCGGUCACGACGGCUCGUCGUAUCUCAACUCUGUGGAAAGGUACGAUCCAAAAACCAACCAGUGGAGCAGCGACGUGGCGCCGACCAGCACCUGUCGGACCAGCGUGGGUGUCGCUGUGCUUGGUGGAUACCUGUACGCUGUGGGGGGACAAGAUGGCGUUUCUUGUCUCAAUAUUGUUGAAAGGUAUGACCCAAAAGAGAACAAGUGGACCCGUGUGGCCUCGAUGAGUACCAGGCGACUUGGUGUAGCGGUCGCUGUUCUCGGAGGGUUUCUUUAUGCUGUUGGAGGCUCUGAUGGGACGUCUCCUUUAAACACAGUGGAACGAUAUAAUCCUCAGGAAAACCGCUGGCACACCGUGUCUCCCAUGGGAACCAGGAGGAAGCACCUUGGCUGUGCGGUCUACCAGGACAUGAUUUACUCUGUUGGAGGGAGAGACGACACUACAGAGCUGAGCAGCGCCGAGAGAUACAACCCCAGGACCAACCAGUGGUCUCCUGUGGUGGCCAUGACCUCCAGACGCAGUGGGGUGGGCUUGGCUGUAGUGAACGGUCAGCUGAUGGCAGUUGGAGGUUUUGAUGGAACGACAUAUUUAAAAACUAUAGAAGUGUAUGAUCCAGACGCCAACACAUGGAGGUUAUAUGGAGGAAUGAACUACCGGCGGUUAGGUGGAGGUGUGGGCGUCAUUAAAAUGACUCACUGUGAAUCCCACAUAUGGUAACGCCACCUCCGACCCUCCCCUCCGCUCACACGCCCUCAUCACCUUGUAACGACUGCUUCACCAGCUCUCCGGCCUCUAAAAGAGACCGUGAGAGAACAACCAUGGGAAUGGGAGGAAGGGUGGAAAAGAGGGUCAAACUUUAGAACUCUAGUUCAUCCUCAGAACUCACUCAAAGGUCAUUAACUUUAUUCUGGUGGUGUUCGUUGAUCCACAGCACUCACAGUGAAGUUCAGAGAUUAGAAGUUUACAAACAUCACAAAGCUUCCGGUUCGGAGGGAAAACUCCUCCUGUGAACUCCCCAUGUUUUCAUCAUCCCAGCCUCAGGGUCCAGAUUUACAUCAGCGUGUGUGACGGACGAGGCUCAUCGUGACCAUUAUCGCUACUCGGAGAGAUGAUCUCAUUUUGGAGGCUCAGAGGAGCUCAGAACUCUCAAAGCAUCUCUAGUAGAAGGCUGGCCACCGAAACUCAGGAGCCAGAGGAGAAUGGAAUCUGUUUAUGCUCGUGUCUUUCAUUUAGGCUUUGAUACACCCAUCCCAGCCGUAGCUGUCAACGUGUAGCAUCAGCAAAAGAGGGGAUGUUGUGCAGGACAAUGAUGUGCUACUGAGCACCAAACAGGUCUGGAACACUAGCCUUGAAUGUGUAGAGUUUAAAAAGUGUGGAAUAUUCUCCAAAGUUACAAAUGUUUCCCCUGAAAGGGUACGGCUAACGUUCCAGCAGAACUUUAGAUACUCAAGUGUCUCGUUUAUUUAUGAGCUGUUUUUUCUGCAGUCAGCUUAGCCUUCGGAGUCAAAACAGGUCUAAAAAAUGGGUGCUUUUCAGUGGUAGAAUAAUACGCAUCAGUUCUACAACCUGGUGCAUAUUACAGUAUCUGCACAUGUAUUCCAUGUUUCUUUUGGUUAUUCUAUACUUGCUGGUGGGGAGUAAAAACAGAUUGUCAUCACUUAUGCAGAAAAGGAUCGUUGUGCAAUAAGUUCAGCCUCACGCUCAAAUUAGCACCAACGUGUAAAUGUUCUAGUAUCAGAACUGGCAUUUUUCAGUGUAGGGAGUUUUCUUCUGCAGCUGAAGGAUGUUUUUCUUGUUUCUCAUAGUUCCCAACAGUUCCUUUCCUCACUUAGAAGUAAAUAAAAACACAAUUAUUUUUUUCUAUAGGAAUAAAUAAAUUAACAUGUGGAACGGUCAGUUUUAACAUGCUGAUUCCCCACGAUAAUGUUCUGUUCUCACAGGCCCUUUUUCCUGUCGGGAGAGGUCACAAUGGCACCAUCUGCUGGAGGGUGGUUGUAGUGCAGCAACAACUCGGUGGAUUUGGAGCUGAUCCUAGCUCAGAUCGUAGGGCAUGAUAGUGAGUUUAUUGCACUGUGACUGGAACUGUAUUUCAGUAGUUUUUAUGGAUGUUUCCAGAUAAAUGGGGAAGUUUGACCAGCUUGUUCAGAAGACAUUUCAGGUCUUUCAGCCACGGCUCUGUGCAGAGGGAGAUAUUUCCUUAUUGAAGCUUGUGUUUGGGUUAGCUCGGUGCUGCACGCAGUUCAUCACAGCUCUGUCACAGACUUGAGGCUGAAAGUGAAACAGACACAGGCAGAGGAAGAGAAUACACUUUUAUUAUUUUCUCAUGUGGAAGAAGGACCUAACCUGAAUGUAAGUGUGUCUGAAUAUUUAGAGAUGUGGUUGGGUUUAGUUUAGGGUAUGUGUAACAGGUUAUUACUGGACACAGACCCCUAGCUUUGCUUUAAAUAUGAAUGUUCAUGCUGUGGAAAACUCACUUGAAUUUUUAAAUCUGAACAUUUCCUGUUUUGUCUAAAGUUGAGAUUAAAGAUGAGCUGUGCAGCGUGCCCUA